Molecule: messenger RNA, 1341 nt
Organism: Microplitis demolitor
Lineage: Eukaryota; Metazoa; Arthropoda; Insecta; Hymenoptera; Braconidae
Exons: 1
Coding region: 1-1341 (446 amino acids)
Biological process (GO): deoxyribonucleotide biosynthetic process
Cellular component (GO): cytosol
Molecular function (GO): ribonucleoside-diphosphate reductase activity, thioredoxin disulfide as acceptor
Source: RefSeq, a predicted model, not a curated record
AUGGCUUUUUUACAUUCUCAUUCAACCGAGUGUGCCAAGUCAGAAUUGGACUUAUUUACUAUACCACCAACACAAACGAGCAUCGAAUAUUCACAAUGGACGCACUACAAUCCAGUUUCUUCAAUAACAGAUGACUCACCCAUUGAAUUUGUUAUACCUGGGCAUGGUGAUGAAUACAUCGAUUUACCUCAUACCAUGUUAAAAAUACGGGCACAAAUAAUUGCUGCUGACGGAACUCACGCUGCGGCCGAUAAAGUCGGUCCUGUAAAUAAUUUAUUACACUCAAUGUUCAAUCAAAUUGAUAUGUUUUUCAAUCAAAAAUUAAUUUCGCCGCCUAAUAAUGCUUAUGCUUACCGAGCAUACAUUGAAACAUUAUUAAAUUACAGUAGUGAUGCGAAGAAUUCACAUUUAGGUUUAACUUUGUGGUCUAAUGAUACCAGCGGGGCGUUUGAUAAUCCUGUAGGAGGUAUUGGUGAAAAUGACAAAAAUGUUAGUAACAAAGGGCUAGAAGAACGUGCGAAGAUUACUAGAAACGGUGCGAAAUUUGAUUUACUUGGGCAUCUACAUUGUGAUAUUUUUAAUCAAGAUAAAUUUUUAUUAAACGGCGUAGAAAUGCGCUUACGUUUAGUACAUACAAAAGAUUCAUUUCGUCUUAUGGACAGUACAAAUAAAAAUUACAAAAUACAUUUACUUGAGGCAUCACUUAUUGUAAGAAAAGCUAAACUAGCGCCAGGUAUACUUUUGGGUCACGCCAAGGCUUUGUCACAAACAACGGCAAAGUACCCCCUGACGCGUGUUGAAAUAAAAUCAUUUGUGUUACACGCAGGUAUUUUAAGUCAAACAAUAGAUAAUGCUAUAUUAGGGCAGCUACCUAAACGAGUGAUUAUUGGUUUUGUUGAUAAUCGUGCAUACAACGGUGACAGAACAUUAAACCCUUUUAAUUUUAAUAAUCAUGGUAUCAACUUUUUUUGUCUUUAUGUUGACGGUAAGCAAGUACCAGGUAAAGCAUUACAACCACAAUUUUCUGAGAAUGAUUAUUUAGAAGCUGAAGCAUACAACACCCUUUUUACCGGUACGGGUAUACAUUUUUCUGACAAUAGUAACAACAUUACACGAAAAAAUUACUCCAAAGGAUAUUGCUUGUUCGCAUUCGACUUGACGCCUGAUUUAUCUGCUCAUUUUGCUACCCACUGGAAUCUUGUUAGAAACGGUAGCCUAAGAAUUGAAGUACAUUUUGAUAGAGCAACUACUACGAGUUUAAACUGUAUACUCUAUGCUGAGUACGAUAAUAUACUAGAAAUUGAUUCUUCCCGCCAAGUGAUAGUCGACUACAAUGGAUAA